Ictalurus furcatus (blue catfish) is the source of this 4318-nucleotide messenger RNA. It is a transcript of the gene avpr2aa, whose product is annotated as arginine vasopressin receptor 2a, duplicate a. The coding region runs from base 925 to 2568 and encodes 547 amino acids. The transcript is spliced from 5 exons. NCBI's taxonomy places the organism in Eukaryota, Metazoa, Chordata, Actinopteri, Siluriformes, Ictaluridae. Gene Ontology annotation, biological process: positive regulation of vasoconstriction; G protein-coupled receptor signaling pathway; regulation of systemic arterial blood pressure by vasopressin. Gene Ontology annotation, cellular component: membrane. Gene Ontology annotation, molecular function: vasopressin receptor activity; peptide binding. The record is from RefSeq and is a predicted model, not a curated record.
AAAAUUAUACACAAACUGAAACAGGUUUGUAUAAAGGACCAUGCCAAAAUACCUCCUAAUUGCGGCGGAGGAAUGAUCAGCAGCUACAGAAAAGCAUUUGGUUGAGGUACCAAUAGUAGCUAAUAUGAGUUCGCAUACUUCUACACUCAAUAGGCUUGAUUGUUUUAAAACACUUCUUCGGUACACAUAUAGGGCGCUGAAAACAUGGCUGUGCUAGCUGUUAAAUAAGGCCGUCUUCAUUUAUCAAAGUCUCGAUAAAGAUCCUAUCAUAUUUUCCAUGCAGAAAUCUAGAUGUGUCAGUCGAAUUGUUUAAACACGGUUAAUAUAAUAUGCAUGGGUGGAGGGUUAAAAAUUUGCUGAGGGUUCACUAGGGAAUAUAAAGAGGAGGUUUGUCUCUGUUUAAGCCUUUGUGAGAACUCAAGUCAAUCCUCAGGGGGGCAGUUUUGUCCUGCAUAUUAGAUGUAAUGGCAGAUUUGUGAAUACUCCACAGAUGGUAUCAUUUUGGGAAAGAGGCCCUUGAAGAGAGAGAGAGAGAGAGAGAGAGAGAGAGAAAGAGAGCGAAAGAGAGAAAUGGGUUCUCUCAGGACACGUGAAAUUGAACAAAUUUUCAAAUUCAGGGAUAGCUAAGGAUCAUUUUGUAAAAAGGCCGUACCUAACGAAAUCAAGCAUUUAUUUAAGUAACAGUACUAUUUAUUAACAAUGACAGUACUUUUUUUUUAUUUAGGUAGAAGGUCUUUACACUCUAGGAUGCUUCAGAAACAUGCACUACGCCAUCGAACUAACUACCCAUGCCAAAAUUCAUUAUUUGUCUCACAAAUUUCACUAUUUGUAUGUUUAAAGACUCAAGUGGUCCACUAGUGUGGCUGAUCCUUGCACUGUUGCAGUAAACACAACCAAUGUAAAAACGGCGUUUCUCCCACAGGCAUGGAGACUGACGCAGAGGAACCAGGUUGGCAUGGAUCUGACUGCACAAUUCAUGCAUGGAACUCCUCUUCAGCUCCCUCGCUUGAAAACAGUGGAUUGAACGGUUCGUACGGUGGCGGAUCGUAUUUCUGGCUGCUCCAGAACAGCUCGGCAGGGACCACUAAUGCUCCGCUUGCAGCCAGGGUGCGGGACAUGGCGCUGGCGCAGGCGGAGAUUGGCGUCCUGAGCCUGGUCUUGGCGCUCACCACGCUGAGCAACAGCUUUGUGUUGUGGGUUCUGCUGCGGAGGCGCAAGCACAACGCUCCCAUGCACCUUUUCAUGGUUAACCUCUGUGUGGCUGACUUGGUGGUUGCCUUUUUUCAGGUUCUCCCUCAGCUGGUGUGGGAUAUUACAGAGAGGUUCCAGGGGCCGGACGUGCUGUGCCGCUCAGUGAAAUACAUGCAGAUCGUGGGCAUGUUUGCAUCCUCCUACAUGAUAGUGGCUAUGACAGUGGACCGCCAUUACGCCAUAUGCUGCCCCCUUCAGGCCUACAGACUAGGGGCAAUCUCACGCUGGAACACACCCAUCAUGGUGGCCUGGGGUCUGUCUCUUGUGCUUAGUGUACCGCAGCUGUUCAUUUUCUCCAGGUCUGAAGUAGCUCCAGGAGAGUUUGAGUGUUGGGGACACUUCGCUGAGCCUUGGGGUCUGAAAGCCUACGUGACAUGGAUGACUCUGGCUGUCUUCAUCCUUCCUACCUUGAUCAUCACAGUGUGCCAGGUGCGAAUUUUCAGGGAGAUCCAUGACAACAUCUACCUGAAGUCGAAGCGGGUGGUGUCAGCUGACUCGAAGAAAAAUGUAGUCAUCUUCCGCAUGCCCAGCCUGCGAAGUCAGAACGACAAAACAAGAGCAAUGGAGAGAGGAAGAGGAUCCAUGUUGAGAGAUUCUCGAAGAGGAUUCCAUCGAAGGAACAAGAGUGACUCAUCCCAGUCAUACUGCAAUGCCCGCAACUCCCAGCAUGCACUGGAGACAGACUGCUGUGACUGUCCCUUUCAGGACAGCCAAAGGGGAAAUGAACUACAAUACAGCACUCAGUCCCCUGAUGUACUGCCUCACACACUCUCCAACGCACACGUUCCCAUAAAUCAGGGCAACUCAGAGGCUCGUAUGGGCUCUGGUCCUCUUCCUGAAGGUGCUGCUGAUUAUUAUCGGACUUCCCUGGAUAACUCCGAGCCCUACGCUCAGUCAUUCGAGGCCCCUAUGGAGAUUUGCAAGCCAGUCCCGCGUGUCCGGGUUUCGCAGUCCAUUUCGCGCCCCAUGACUCCUCCACCUCCAGGUGUAUCUAGAGCGAUGUCCAAAACACUGAGGAUGACUCUAGUCAUAGUGCUGGUUUAUACCAUGUGCUGGUUACCCUACUUCACAGUGCAGCUCUGGGCUGCUUGGGACCCAAAUCCACCUGAAAACGGGGUGGCCUUUACUAUCCUGAUGCUGCUGGCCAGCUUGAACUCCUGCACGAAUCCCUGGAUCUACACAGCCUUCUCCAGCAGUGUCUCUCGUGAGCUUGUCUCCCUUUUGCAUUGCCGGCCUCGAAUCACCCGCAGGGGCUCCCUACCUGAAGACUCCAGUGCCAUACACACUACCAGCACCAGCAAGGACUACCCAUUCUGAGCCACUCACACAUGUGUGUUACACGUGCGAGCAGACUAUCAGAUGUAUUACAGCCAAGCAGCAGAAAAAAGCAGAUGAGAUAUGGGGUCUCAACAAGAGAUUUGCUGUUGGGAGAUAUUGCACUGGGGGCACGGUGGCUUGGUGGUUAGUACAUUUACCUCGCACCUCUGGGAUUGGGGGUUCGGUUUCCUCCCACAGUCCGAAGACAUGUGUUGUAGGCUGCCUGCCAUUUCCAAAUUGUCUGUAGUGUUUGAAUGUGUGCAGUUGUGCCCCGCGAUGGGUCCGUCCAGGGUGUCCCCUGUGUCCCCUGGGAUAGGCUCCAGGCUCCCACACAACCCUGCAUAGGAUAAGCGUUAUGGAAAAUGGAUGGAUGGAUAUUGCCCUUAGCGUAGCUGAAGCUACCUGAGUGAUUGGAACGAGCACAUUGUGGACUCCACCACACUGGCCAAGUGGGACAUGAAGAACAUGUAAACAUAUAAAUGUUAUAUAAUGUCCAUGAAAACAUGAUGAUACUUGAGAUGUUUCAGUCUAAACUCAUGAAGAGGAUAUACUUACUCCUCUAACACUAAACGAAAUGACAUUUCAAAGAACUAGAAACAUGUACUGUAUAUACGAGACGUUUUAUCAAAUCGAAGAACCCUUGAGCCAAGUGCAUGUGAAGUCUGCUUAAGAAUUCUUGACGGAAAAGGAGGAAGCCUGCGCCCCAGACGUUCCCUCGCAUCAUUUAUCAUUCCGUUGUUAUUCCUUAUCAGUCUUUCUGCUACGAAAUCUCGCUUUUGAGCUUGAUGGAAAGCAUCAGUGAGAAGAAUGAGUCAUGCAUGGAAACUCCAUCAAAAAGACAACUUCAAAACUGUGAGAAAGUGGUGGCAAUGAAUGAUGCACAAAUGUGAAAAACAGGAAAUGAAUGGACACAGGGGAAUAUAUAAUAUAAUAAUAUGAAGGGGGGGGGGGGCAACAUAACACACAAGUUACAAGUACACAUACUUAAGUCAUCAGGGAUUUUUUUAUUUUUGAAAAAGCAUACAGGACACGAAGUCAUCAGGGAUAAUGAGGCUUUAAUCACAGUUCGUUUUACAAAUAUGGUAGCAGUGUUGUGCUAAUUUAGCAAACGUAGUAUUACACGGGACCUAUAGCUUGACUGUUUCGGUGACAUCUAUAGGAGCAAAUGUAGAAUGCUCCUUUCAUAUACACACAUUGAUUCUCUGUUUAUGAUAUUAAGGACCAAUCAACCUUUCUCGACUUCAUCUAAAUGAAGCUAGGUUUCAAACAAGUAAAGAAAUAACAAUGUCAGAACAACAGAAGUGCCUUAAAUGUCACUGCAGCCAAAAUGCGCAAUCACCUCUUUCAGAGAUUCCUCCUUCCCUGGCGAUCAUGUUCUCCAGUUUAAUCUGUAAUAGCACAAAUCUCAUAAUCGAAGCCCAGCAACUGCAUGUUAGACAUUAAAAACUUCCCCCAUUUACCAGGUGUGUGAAUGGAUUUCCAGAGCAUUCUAGAGAUGUUUUUGAAAAUUGAUAUUGUAAUUUAUUAAAGUGCAAUAAAUGUAUGUAAACAGGUCAUGUUGUUAUAUAAUGUUACAUCAUUUGUGGAUGGGAAAUGGUGACAUACCAUAAUAAUAAAAACUUUCUGGGGGAAAAAUAACGACCAAAUCGUUUUUUAUCUGAAUGGGGAAAAUCAUACAUGUGCAAGACAGGUUCUUGUUCCUCUAAAGUCUGCUCAGAUCUGAUAUAAAGUAUGCACACUGACCAGUUUA